GGCUGUGGGAACCAACCGGGUCCUGAGCAGCACUGGCCUCAGCCAGCUGCAAGAGGGCAGGUGUGUCCUGCCUCCUUCCUCACGGGAGGGACUUGGCAGCCCAGCUGCGCCGCAGGCCACCUUUAGGGGGUAGCCCGGUGCAAGGCGCCUCAGCCGGCAGAUGCCGAGUGUCUUCGAGGUGCCUGCUGACCCCCCCUUCCUUAUCUUCUCGUCAGCAGUGCUGGUCCCCGCCCGCAGUAGCUUCUGGCAGUUCCAAAGGAUGGUCAGGCACGUCACGGGCCGGAGUGCCUUGUUCUCCUACUACGGAUAUGGGUGCUACUGCGGCCUGGGGGGCAAGGGCACCCCAGUGGAUGACACUGACAGGUGCUGCCUGGCUCAUGACUGCUGCUACGAGAAGCUGAAGCAGCAGGGCUGCCAGCCUCUACUCAACAACUACCAGUUCCACCUCACCAACGGCACCGUGGUCUGUGAAUGUGCCCUUGGUCCUGGUGGCAGCUGUCCCUGUGGGCUGCGGGCCUGUGAGUGUGACCGGCAGUCCGUGUACUGCUUCCAGGAGAGCCUGCCCACCUACGAGAGGAGCUUCAAGCAGUCUGCCAGCCGGCUCCAGUGCGGCAGGCACAAGUCCCCAUGCUAGGGAGGCCACGGGGCCCGCCGAGGGAAGAGACAGCUGAUGCCACGUCCUCUCAGGAGCCGGAGCCUGAGGCCAUCACCAGCACGUGGUGUUCAGGACUAAGAAAUGGUGACGGGGCUGAGAGAGGGAAGCAGAACUUGUCAAAAUCUCUCUCCACCCACACAGAGAAGCCCUGGAGUUAUGUCAGAGUGGGAUUCUAAUAAACACAAAGUUCAUCAACCUA
Molecule: messenger RNA, 854 nt
Organism: Erinaceus europaeus (western European hedgehog)
Lineage: Eukaryota; Metazoa; Chordata; Mammalia; Eulipotyphla; Erinaceidae
Gene: PLA2G2C
Product: phospholipase A2 group IIC
Exons: 4
Coding region: 161-634 (157 amino acids)
Biological process (GO): lipid catabolic process; arachidonate secretion; positive regulation of fibroblast proliferation
Molecular function (GO): phospholipid binding; signaling receptor binding; calcium ion binding
Source: RefSeq, a predicted model, not a curated record